Lactuca virosa is the source of this 396-nucleotide messenger RNA. Lineage: Eukaryota; Viridiplantae; Streptophyta; Magnoliopsida; Asterales; Asteraceae. The record is from the annotation of a GenBank genome assembly.
AUGUCAGCACCAGCACUUGCUGUCCUUCUAUGCCCUGAAACUUUGCUCUCAUGUUUCUCAUCAAGGCUGGGCACAUCAGAUAAUUUAUUGAUUUCAAUUCAAGACAAGAUAAAAUGGGCAGACACGAUGAGUGAAUUGGACAAGAAACAUAAAAAAGAGAAUGAAGAAAGACUGGAAGAAGUCAAGAAUGCACUCUCUCUCAAGACAAGAAAAACUCGCAGCAGCCUCCCUUCUUCUCUCGUCGCCUCCUCAGGCGAUUCCCGAUUACCUGCCGUCGAUAGCUCACCGCUGACUUCUAUCGCCGGAUACCGUCGCACCCAACAGCACCGACGACCGUUGCAUACCACAGAUUCUAUUCGAUUCAAGUGCGAUUUUCUUAAUCCUGCUUUCGUUUAA